AUGAUGAAUUUUGAUCAUAUCUUUCGACGUUUUAUCUUAACUCAAACAUUUGUUCGCGGUUGGGGACAUCCAUCGCACUUACAAGACAUUUUUUUCUUUCGUCAAGGAAAAAUUGGAGUUCGAGAUGAAUGUCUAAAACUUGUACCCGCAGAAAGCGUACAAGAAAAUACAGUAGAAAUCAUUAAACAAGAAACGAAAGGUAAUCGACUAUAUAUCAAUGGACGAUUUCGUUCUCCAUUAGCCGAUUACCUACCGCAUAUGGUUCCACCAGAAGUAGCAACAGCCCAUUUUCAACUUGUUCUACCGCGAGAUUAUCGUUUCGGUGUUGAUUCUCUACCGAUCGGAAUCUGUUAUGCUGGUACUGGUGAUCAUGGUUUUACUCGACGACGAGUUUUGACUGCCAUACCACUAAUCAAUCAAUAUCGUAUUGGGACAAUUCUGCUCGAAAACCCCUACUAUGGAUUGAGAAAACCAAUUUCUCAGUCACGUUCAUCUCUCUUUUAUGUUACUGAUCUAUACGUGAUGGGCAAAGCAUUAGUAUUGGAAACGAUACUAUUACUUCAUUGGUGUCAAAAGAUGAAGCUCUCACCAGCAAUUUUGCAUGGCUAUUCUCUCGGAGGACAUAUGGCAUCAAUAGCAUUCACUAAUUGGCAUGGCCCGUUGUCACUUCUAUCUUGUGCCUCUUGGUCGUCAAGUUCAACCGUAUUCUGCGAUGGUGUACUUUCUCGAACAAUUCCCUGGCCUCUUCUCAAACAGCAAUUUUAUGAAAACAAAGCCUAUCAAACUUUCUACGAAUACUUACGUACACGAAGAAGUUCAAGAGAGGAUUCUAACUUGGUCGUAGCCGAUCCUGUGAAAGAUAUGAUGCGUUUACUCAUGGAUGAAUUCACAUCGCUGCAUAAUUAUUCACGUCCAGUCGAAUCAAACAUAGCAAAUGCACUGUUCAUAGCUUGUAUGAACGAUGGCUAUGUCUUACGUGAUGGUAUACCUCAUAUGAAUGAUAUAUGGCCGGGUUGUCAUGUUCGAUACAUACCUCGUGGACAUAUUAGUGCAUUUUUGUUAAACCAAUCAGGCUUCCAUCAUGCUGUAGCAGAAAUGUUACAGCGACAGCAACCAAAUGUCAAACUAAAACGAAAUCCAAUCAUAUCAUCUCCAAUCUCAGUGACAACAUCUUCUAACUCUUGA
This is a messenger RNA of Adineta ricciae, 1185 nucleotides long. NCBI's taxonomy places the organism in Eukaryota, Metazoa, Rotifera, Eurotatoria, Adinetida, Adinetidae. The record is from the annotation of a GenBank genome assembly.